GCUCAAGCUCCGAUUUUAUCCCAAUACAAGAGAAAGCGCUGAUAAGCUUCGCUCCAUUGGAAAAAAGAACACACAGUGCCGCCAGUUUCCAUGGACGACCUUCAUUCCUACACGGUUACUUUCUCUCUCCUCUUCCUCCUCCUCCUCCUCCAUUUUUCUUCUCUUCAGCUUCUUUCAUCAGCUUACACUCUUCCCGAGAAGUACUUCGUCAACUGCGGGUCAGACUCCACCGCCACCUACGGCAGUCGGACCUUCGUCGGCGACCUAAACUCCGGCUCCUUCUCCGUCGGUAAGAGCAUCCCUGUCAAAAACACUAAUACAACACCAGGAACAUCAAUUCUGUAUCAAACGGCAAGAAUUUACAGGUACCCAUCAUGGUACGAGUUUGGGAUUACCGAAAAUGGCACUUACCUGGUACGCCUUCACUUCUUCCCCUUCUCUUCCCCCACGGAUCUCUCUGCUGCGCUGUUUAACGUUUCAGCUCUUGGGUUUUCACUGCUAUCAAACUUUAGCGUCCGAAUCGACCGCAAUUUACCGGUGGUUGAGGAAUUUGUACUCAACAUCGAAGUGGAUAACUUCAGAAUCUACUUCACGCCUUGCAAAGAAGCAUCCUUUGCUUUCAUAAACGCAAUAGAGGUCUUUAUUACGCCAGAAGGUUUUAUCUCCGGUGAUCCUCCUCUUGUCACUCCUGCAGGAAGUGACAAGCAUGACAGGGUUCUGCUUUCUCACGGUUUGCGUACAGUCUAUAGGAUCAAUGUUGGAGGUCGAGAGCUCACGCCGGAUAAUGAUACCCUGUUGAGGAGUUGGAUUCCAGAUGAUGGUUAUCUAUUUUUUAACGGUUCUGCGAAGAACAGUGAAUUUUAUAGUGGUACACCUAACUACCAGCAAGGGGUUACUGAAUAUAUUGCCCCUUUUCUUGUUUAUCAGACUGCUAAAGAAUUGAAUAUAGAUUCCAACAGGACUACCAAUUUUUUCAAUAUUACUUGGAGAUUUGAAGUGAGUAAGAAUGCUAGACACCUCGUGCGGGCACACUUCUGUGAUAUUGUUAGUCCAUCUCUUAAUGCUGUAUUGUUUAAUUUCUAUAUUGAUAACCAAUUCAGUAAGAAGAUCGAUCCCUAUAAUGUAAUUCCCCAACUAGCAGCUCCUUUUUACUUCGAUUUCAUGGUUGAUUCUGAUGAUUCUGGUGUUAUGAAUAUUAGUGUAGGACCUCGAAGAGAUUCGAUGCAACAGACUGCCUUUUUGAAUGGGUUGGAGAUAAUGGAGGUAUGCAAGGAUUCAAGGACAUUGGUGAUGCCAAGUGAGUCAAGGAAAAAAAGUUUGUCAGUUAUAGUUGGUUCGGUUGCUGGAGCUGUGGCUCUCAUUUUCAUUUUGGUAGCUGUGUUAUUCUUGGGCUUGAAAUAUGUGAAAGCAAAAACUGUCAAAAAUUUUGAGUCUCCAUCAAUACCUCUGUAUGGAGGAGGAGGUUCUUUCAGCUGGAUAAUUGAAAGAACUGCAAAUUCCUCACCAUUUUCUAACAUGAAUCUUGGACUAAAGAUACCUCUUGCUGAAAUACUUAAAGCAACCAACAACUUUGAUGCAAAGUUGAUGAUUGGCGAGGGUGGUUUUGGGAAAGUCUACAAGGGAAUUUUUGGGGAUGGAGUAAAAGUUGCUGUGAAACGAAGUGAACCAGGACAUGGCCAGGGCCUUCCCGAAUUCCAAACGGAAAUCCUGGUUUUAUCCCAAAUUCGCCAUCGUCAUCUUGUUUCCUUGAUUGGCUACUGUGAUGAUUUGGCUGAGAUGAUACUAGUUUAUGAGUUCAUGGAGAAUGGGACUCUGAGAGAUCAUUUGUAUGAUACAAAUGCGAACUUCAACAUAACAUCUAGGCGACCUGCAUUGUCUUGGAAGCAAAGACUCGAGAUUUGUAUCGGUUCUGCCCAGGGUCUUCAUUACCUUCACACUGGUUCAGGCCGAGGAAUUAUUCAUCGUGAUGUUAAGUCGACAAACAUCUUGCUUGAUGACCAUUAUGUGGCUAAAGUUGCUGAUUUCGGUCUAUCAAGGGCAGGCCCUCUUGAUCAAACCCAUGUCAGUACAGAAGUAAAAGGCAGCUUUGGUUAUCUUGAUCCAGAAUAUUUUAGAUGCCUACAAUUAACCGAGAAAUCCGAUGUGUAUUCUUUUGGAGUGGUUCUUCUAGAAGUGCUUUGCGCCCGACCAGCUAUUAACAGCUUGCUUCCAAGGGAGCAAAUAAACUUGGCUGAAUGGGGAAUAUCUUGGCAAAGGAAAGGGCGGCUGCAAGAAAUCGUUGAUCCUUCACUUGCAGGCAAAAUUAAUCCCAAUUCGUUGAGAAAAUUUGGGGAAAUUGUUGAGAAGUGUCUGAAGGAAUAUGGUGUUGAGAGGCCUCCAAUGUCUGAUGUGUUGUGGGACUUGGAGUAUGCUCUUCAACUUCAACAAACUGGUGUUCGCAGAGAGCCGCAUGAGGACAGCACGACAGAUGCUUCUUUGGGAUUGUCGCUGCCUGCUGUUCAGGGUUUGCCUUCUUGUACCUUUUCAAUUGAAGAAGAUGGUAAACUGAUGGAACUGAUGGGAAGGAAUGAUCUUUCAGAUCCAUCAGCUAGUGGAGUGUUCUCCCAGUUAAUGGUUGAUCAUGCUAGAUAGUUGAAGCUUUUUUAACGUGUAGAAGUAUAGUUAUGUUGUUGUUAUUGUUAGAUAACUCAUCUUCAAAACCUAAGUGUUAAGGAGAGAGAGUUAAAAAGAUUUUAGUCCAGUCCAGGGAGGAAUUAAAGCAGUCCAAGGCCUAACUUUGAUACCAUGUUAGAAAAUUCAUUCUCAAAACCUAGGUGACAGAAUAGAGAGUUAAGAGAAUCUUAUACUGGCUUUGGAACUACUCACAGACACGAUGUGAGACUGGAUCCCUUCAGUUGUUUUUUUUUUUUAAUUUAAUACCUUAAGGUGUUUUUCUGUUCUUCAUAAACCUGGGUUGGUAAAAUGUUAAGUGUAGCCAUGGUUACAAGACUUGGUCUGGAAAAAAACUGUUCAAGUCAGUAUAUGGAAUUGUAAUUUAUAUCAACAGAUCCUUGUAAUGUAACUCGGGAUCAAGUGCUACAAACCAAUCCAAGUAAAUAAAUAGAUCCACGAAACAAAAGUGGAGAGCGUUAUGCCUUCAAUGAAA
Messenger RNA from Malania oleifera, 3145 nucleotides. RefSeq names its product probable receptor-like protein kinase At5g24010. Lineage: Eukaryota; Viridiplantae; Streptophyta; Magnoliopsida; Santalales; Ximeniaceae. Bases 91 to 2631 code for a protein of 846 amino acids. Gene Ontology annotation, molecular function: ATP binding; transmembrane receptor protein tyrosine kinase activity. Gene Ontology annotation, cellular component: plasma membrane; plasmodesma. The transcript has a single exon. Gene Ontology annotation, biological process: protein autophosphorylation. The record is from RefSeq and is a predicted model, not a curated record.